CAUGGCUGCCUGCGGUGACGGUGGAGACAGAGGUGAGGAUAGCAUACUGGAACCACUGUGUUUACCAGAGUCUUCAGAUGGCGGUCCCAGCUCUCCCAGUCUGCAGUGUCCCAGUUUGGAGCUGCUGGUGUGUCUGUUCUGUUCUGAGUCCUUCCCUGUGCUGCAGAAAGACCUUCUCCUCAAGCACCUGUUGAUGGAACACAAGCUUGUCAUUGCUGAUGUUAAACUCAUCACAGACCUCCCCAAGUACUUACUGUAUUGGAAGGGCAGGUUCCUGGAGCAGCCCGUCACAGAUUUCUGCAGUGUGAUCAAGACAAACUCCACAGGUCCAGUCGAGAAACAGGAAGACUACUUCCUGCUCUGUGAUGUUCUUCUAGAAGACCGGCUCCUUCGAGAAAAGCUGCAGCAGAAACGACUGGAGGAGGUACUGGAGCAACAGCAGAAGGAGAGGGAUGACAGCAGUUUCCACCGUCUCUGCUUGUUCUGCAGUGAAGAGUUCACUGGAAACAGGAGCUGGGGAAAACCUGGGAGGAGGUUCAGAGUGAAGAUGACCGGGAUUUGGUAGAUGACAAUGAUGACUGGUCGGACUGGCAGGCUCAUCCAGUUUCUGCUGUUUGCCUCUUCUGUGAUCAUCAGUCAGAGACCAUGGAUCACAUCUACACACAUAUGAAGGACACUCACACCUUUGAUCUUCAUCAUCUAAAAGCAAAACUCAAUCUCAGGUUCUACCAGCAGGUCAAGCUGGUGAACUUUAUUCGUCGGCAGAUCCACCAAAGUCGCUGUUAUGGCUGCCAGAAGAAGUUUGACUCGAGAGUGGACAUGCUGCAGCACAUCGUGUCUGAAGGACAUGUGAUGAAACUGCCAGAGAUGUCCACCUGGGACCAGCCACAAUAUUAUUUCCCUACGUAUGAGAACGACACACUCCUGUGUACGCUGUCUGACAGCGAUGAAGAUAACAGUGAAGAUACGAAUCAUGGUGAGGACAUCCCGGUGUUUGCAGAGGACAUCUCCAACCUGCGAGGACUUAAACAGACCAGCAUCCUCAACCAGCUGCUGAAGAACUGAGGACUCUGCAACUGAUCGACAUUUUCCUUUAAUGAGACUCUUGGACACACAGCAGCAUGUUUUGAUUUUUGAUGUGACACUUUAAUUCUGUUUGCUUAUGCAGCCAGGACCUGCAGAAUGUUGAGGUGCAAUCAGCUGAUCGUUUUAUUCUGCUGCAUUUUUCAGUCCAACCUUAUAUUUUUAUUGUUAUGAAUAAA
Molecule: messenger RNA, 1262 nt
Organism: Nematolebias whitei (Rio pearlfish)
Lineage: Eukaryota; Metazoa; Chordata; Actinopteri; Cyprinodontiformes; Rivulidae
Gene: znf277
Product: zinc finger protein 277
Source: RefSeq, a predicted model, not a curated record